Messenger RNA from Dicentrarchus labrax (European seabass), 1363 nucleotides. RefSeq names its product CD209 antigen-like protein E. Gene Ontology annotation, cellular component: external side of plasma membrane. Gene Ontology annotation, biological process: biological process involved in interspecies interaction between organisms. Lineage: Eukaryota; Metazoa; Chordata; Actinopteri; Moronidae. The transcript is spliced from 6 exons. Bases 309 to 1016 code for a protein of 235 amino acids. Gene Ontology annotation, molecular function: fucose binding; D-mannose binding. The record is from RefSeq and is a predicted model, not a curated record.
AGUGAGGAUUAAACUCUUAUUAUCAUUUAAGAAAUACACCGACCAAUGAACCUAUUAUGUCAAACAGAGGGAAUCGGAGGCCUCUAAGUGUGAAGACCUUUGACUUUGCAGGGAAUCAAGAAUCUGCACGAGUUGAAACUGGAGCAGCGGCCAAUGGCUUUAAUGUGGAGAAGUUGUUGAAGUAAAGGAAAAAUGAGGAAGAGUAUACAUGUGAUGCUUUGUUAGCUAAGAGAUAAAUAUGAAAAAGGAAGUGGAUUACACAUCAGUGCCAUUCUCCAUCGCUAAUGUCCCUCUCCAGUCAGUGAAAUAUGGUGAGGUUUGUCCAUAAAGAGCAACCUGAGAUCACGAUGGACUAUGUAAAUAUGCCUGAGGAGUCAGCCAGAAGGGAUGCCCUCAAGAGAUGUUCUGGUGAGGAUGGUGGAGUCACUGCUGCAGCGCCUGGAAAAAAACUGUACCGACUGGUUGCUGUGAGCUUUGGACUCUUGUGUGUCCUACAAGCUGCUCUCAACAUUUCCCUGCGUCUCGCUCUCUACAGCCCUUACAAGACAAGAGAUAUAGAGGUCUGCAAAAACCUGAUUGAAGAGAGUGACAAGCUUAAGGAGAAACUGAUUAACUUUAAUUACCUUUUCCAACAAGGGUGGGUCUAUUUCCAUCCCAGUUUCUAUUACAUUUCUUCUACCAAGAAAUCCUGGAACGACAGCAGAGAAGACUGUCUGCAAAGAGGUGCAGACCUGAUGGUAAUCAACAGCAAAGAAGAACAGUUUUUCUCUGUAAACAAGGACUUCACAAGAAAAUUCAACAAGCUCAUGUGGAUUGGACUGACAGACAGAGAAACCAAAGGGAUGUGGAUAUGGGUGGAUGGCACUCCGCUGGACAAAAGCUAUUGGACCCCUGGGGAGCCCAAUGCUUAUGAAGACAAAAAUGAGGACUGUGUAGAAUUAAAGUCCCAUGAUAUUGAGAACAGCUGGAAUGAUAUACCAUGUGAAGACGAAAACUUCUGGAUCUGUGAAAAAUGAUUUUUCGAUGAUGUUCACAAAUUCCCAUUUCACAUACAAUCCUAUGACUCUGUAACCUGUGACCAAGCUGGGCCUCUGUCUCUAUGAGUAAUAUAUAGCCAUUGGACUAGAUACAGUAUAUGUCUAUUAAUAAUAGAUUGUUUAUAGUAGACUACAACUCAGAGUGACAUUUCUUGACUGGAUGCUUUAUAUUCAGCUUUCUGGGGAGUUGUUGUCCACAAUGCUCUGAAUCCCACCUGCUCAGGCAAUGUAAGAAAAUGAAUGAAGAAGUAUGCCUUUCUGAAAACUAAUUCAUUUAAUAAAUGUUUUACUUCGCACAUAUAAUAAAAACAUUUUUUGUUGUGUGA